Molecule: messenger RNA, 3204 nt
Organism: Oppiella nova
Lineage: Eukaryota; Metazoa; Arthropoda; Arachnida; Sarcoptiformes; Oppiidae
Source: the annotation of a GenBank genome assembly
AUGCAAAGUCUGGGUUUAGGUGCUGUAGAAGAUUUUGAUUUUAUUGAGCCGCCAGACCAUCGUUUGGUCAAUGAUGGGCGUAAGUUACUGAUUGAAUUAGGUGCUAUCCAUGAAGUGCAAAAUUCAAAUAAUCUCCCUCAAGCGGUUGCACAAAGUGAAAGUGAGGUUUCCCAACAGGGAGUAGUAGAUGGUGCUAAAGCAAAAAAACUUGCUCAACCUGCUACUAAAAAAGCCGAACUUCAAAACAACAGUUUAACCAAAAUCGGUCUACAAAUGGCAAAAAUGCCAAUAGACCCACGCCUUGCACGGAUGAUUCUCGGUGGUGCUCAUUUUGGGGUGCUGAAUGAAGUUUUGAUUAUUGUUGCGGCGCUUGCAGUACAAGAUCCACGCGAGCGUCCUGCUGAUAAGCAAAUGCAGGCGGAUCAAAAACAUGCAUUAUUUAAAGAAGCGGAUUCAGAUUUUCUAUUUUAUAUUAAACUGUGGAAUACACUGACUGAAAAUCGUGAAACUUUGAGUGAAAGCAAAAGACGUAAUUUUGCUAAACAGCAUUUUCUUAGCUGGUUACGUUUACGUGAGUGGAAGAAAACGCAUGAACAAUUACUGGAUUUAGCACAGGGCUUAAAACUUUCAUUCAAUGAAAAGACAGCCAGUUAUGAAAAUUUACAUCGUGCUUUAUUGACAGGAUUAUUGUCCUUUAUUGCCAAUAAAACUGACGAACGUAAUAUUUUCAUGGCAGUUCGUCAGCAAAAAGCCCGAAUUUUUCCUGCAUCGACCUUACAUAAAACCAAUACCCCAUGGGUAAUGGCAUUUGAAAUGGUCGAAACCUCACAGGUGUAUUUACGUACACUGGCAAAAAUUGAGCCUGAGUGGAUUCUUUUAGCUGCGCCUAACUUAUUAAAACAUCAUUAUUUUGAGCCACAUUGGGCGAAAAAACCGGGUGUGGUCAAUGCUUAUGAUCAGAUUUCAUUAUUUGGGCUGAUCAUUGAACCGAAACGCGCCACCAAUUAUGAAAAAGUGGAUCAGUUGGCUGCGCAUGAAAUUUUCUUAAGAGAUGCACUAACCACAGGAAACUUGGGAACAACGCCACCAUUCUUAAAACACAACCUAUUAAAGCUUGAAGAAGUCGAGCGUGUGGAAGACAAACUGCGUCGUCGUGAUUUGGUUGUCGAUGAAGAAACCAUUUAUCAGUUUUAUGCCGCAAAAGUGCCUACUGAAAUUGCCAGUCGUCGUAGUUUUGAAGAUUGGCGAGCAACAGUAGAACCGCAGAAUCCUCGUUAUCUGUUUGUUGAUGAUGAUGAUUUAUGGAUGAAUGACCGUCCGACCACGCAACAAUUUCCAGAUUAUUUACAUAAUGGACAAUUACGUUUAGCUGCCAGCUAUCGUUUUGAUCCAAGUCAUGAUGAAGAUGGCGCAACAGUAAAAAUUCCGGUACAAGCCUUAGCGCAAGUUGAUGAAAAUAUUUGGUCUUGGGGGAUUCCGGGCUGGCGUUUGGAUUUAAUCGAAGCGUUAUUAAAAGCCUUACCAAAAGAUAAACGUCGUAAUUUGGUGCCGAUCCCAGAUACAGCCAAUAAAUUGAUCAAAGCAGUCGAUGCGCAACAUUUGCAUCAGCAUAUUUUUGAGUUUUUGGCAUUUCAAUUACGUGGUGAACAAAUUACCAGUAAAGAUUUUUCUUUUGAACGUAUUGAUCAGUACUUAAUUCCAUUUAUCAAAGUAAUUGAUGAAAAAGGCCGCGUGAUUGAAAAAGGUCGUGAUCUUGCCGAACUUAAAGCACGUUGUCGUACUGAAACACACAGUCCGGUCAAACAGUUAAAAGGUGAGUUUACUACUUUCCCUGAAAGCUUUGUAUUUGAGGCCUCUCAGAAAGUAACCGGGGUUGUGGUUAAACAAUAUCAGGCACUGGUCCCAAGCAAAGACUUUGCUAAGUUAGAGUUGAAAGAUGACUCUGGUAUUGUGAUUCAGACUUUUAAUGAUCAAAGUGAAGCGAUUAAGCAGCAUCGUGAAGGCGUAAUUCGUUUGAUUCAUAUGCAAUUGGGGGAUUUGAUCCGUCAAUUGAAAAAGCAAAUUUCCAAGCCACUGGCAUUGGCAUAUUCACCUUUGGGUGAUAAAGCACAACUUGAGCAAAUGUUGGUGUACGCAACAUUACAAAUGGCAAUUCAAGAUUUACCCAUUAAUGCUGAAGAAUUUGCGAUAGUCAUGGCUGAUGUGAAAAAGUCAUUUUUAAGUCAUGGUCAGGAAGCAUUAAAGCUGAUCAGUGAAAUUUAUAUUCAAUGGCAGGAAAUACGUCAGCAAUUGCUGAUGUUGGAUCAAGACGUAUUUGCUAAAAAUAUGAAUGAUAUUGAAGAUCAACUGGAUUUAAUGAACUUAUCCAAUUUUGUUUAUUCAAAAUCUUCCGAUAUUUGGCAGGAAUAUCCACAUCGAUUGCCGAAUAAUCUAAAUCGUGAUGAUGCUGCAAUUAAAGAAGUAGAUCCUUGGAUGGAUAAACUGUUUAAGUUUAAGUCGGAUGUUCGUGUUAAAGAAGUCUACUUCAUGGUUGAGGAACUACGUAUUUCAUUAUUUUCUCAACCGAUGAAAACCAAGAUGCCGAUUUCGUCAACCAGAAUACAAAAAGUAUGGGAAAAGCUUGGAAUCGGCGUAAAGCGUCGUUAUGUCAUUGAAAAAUCAGGUGUCCUAGACAUUAAUCGCUUACGUCCCCGUUUAGAAGAACGUUCAGAUGAAGAGCUUUCAAUCCAAGCAGAGUGGGGCGUAAUAGCAGCAAAACAAGCGAUGGAAAAUGCAGGCGUAACUGCAGAAGACAUUGAUGUGGUGAUUUUGGCUUGUUCAAAUUUACAACGUGCUUAUCCUGCUGUUGCAAUUGAAAUUCAAACUGCAUUGGGUAUUCAGGGUUAUGCCUAUGACAUGAAUGUGGCGUGUUCAGCUGCUACAUUUGGUUUAAAACAAGCCUAUGAUGCUGUAAAAACGGGUGCACGUCGUGUGUUAUUGGUUAAUGUGGAAAUUACCUCAGGCCAUACUGACUAUCGUUCACGUGACUGUCACUUUAUUUUUGGAGAUGUUGCAACAGCUUCAAUUAUUGAAGAAACGGACAGCAAAACAGGGUUUGAAAUCGUAGAUACCCAUUUGUUUACCCAAUUCUCCAAUAACAUCCGAAAUAAUUUUGGUUUUUUCAGUCAUGCUGUAUCUCUACAAAUACUUUUCAACAUUAUUUGA